This is a messenger RNA of Laccaria bicolor S238N-H82, 712 nucleotides long. RefSeq lists its product as uncharacterized. The transcript has 3 exons. The record is from RefSeq and is a predicted model, not a curated record. Bases 12 to 650 code for a protein of 212 amino acids. Lineage: Eukaryota; Fungi; Basidiomycota; Agaricomycetes; Agaricales; Hydnangiaceae.
CAUCCACCUUGAUGCUUUUUCUCAAGCUCACCCCGGCUCACCCCCUCGUCGUCCUGCUUCCUAAAAGGGCUUUGGCCUCCACCGCUUAUUCAUGGCAAAGCAAAUCUGUUGCCCGGUUGAGGCAGGAAGCAAAAGCUCGUGGCUUAUCCGUAAAAGGCAAUAAAGCAAUGCUCACUCCGAGGCUGGAACGACUCGAUACCAUUCACGCGGGUGGAGCUCGGAAUAUAUCAAAUCAACCAAGUGUUGCACCAGGAAGACCACAAUCGCCUCAACCACUGACUUUCAACAAAGCCGAAGAGACUUUCUUAUAUACUCUGCUGCCUGAUAUAUCUCAGCCUGAUGCUGAACUCCCAAUCCAAAUUCCUUACGUUCCGGACUUCUGGGAUUCGUCACCCCCUGUGGCUAACGGGACUGACCAAGAAACGUUACUGCCCAAGCUUCUGGUUGUUGCUGGUGACACUCAUCCAGGAGGUGGACCCUCACACAAUCUCCUCGAUAUCGAAAACACUCCUGAGGGUUUUAGUCUUUUCAAUGGUAAAGUAGUGAAACCAGGACAGGGAGGGAGUGGGCUUUUGGAUGAUAUUGUGGAGGACGUCGGGCUACCACCAGUCAAAGAUAUGAAAAAGUCCUUCCAAGAGUUAUUUUCGUAGUCUUAUUUUAUUUACAGUAAAUAAAUAUUACUCAAAAAAAUCAGCACUCCUACUUUCGCUAA